Messenger RNA from Limanda limanda (common dab), 4123 nucleotides. RefSeq names its product coronin, actin binding protein, 1Ca (gene coro1ca). The transcript is spliced from 11 exons. The coding region runs from base 105 to 1529 and encodes 474 amino acids. The record is from RefSeq and is a predicted model, not a curated record. Gene Ontology annotation, biological process: neural crest cell migration; actin filament organization. NCBI's taxonomy places the organism in Eukaryota, Metazoa, Chordata, Actinopteri, Pleuronectiformes, Pleuronectidae. Gene Ontology annotation, molecular function: actin filament binding.
GAGAGAGAGUCAGCGGCGGAGGAGGAAUCGACCCGGUCACACGUUGGGCUGCGUGUUAUAUCACUCGCUUUUCUGGAAUACUUCAUUUCCCCCCCUCAGACGAUAUGAAACGUGGUGUUGUACGGUCGAGCAAAUUCCGUCACGUCUUUGGCCAGACGGCGAAAAAUGACGCAUGCUACGAUGAUAUCCGGGUUUCAAGGGUCACAUGGGACAGCUCCUUCUGUGCAGUCAAUCCCAAAUUUGUUGCCAUAAUCGUUGAGGCCAGUGGUGGUGGAGCCUUCCUCGUUCUCCCCCUACACAAGACGGGACGCAUUGACAAAUCCUACCCCUCAGUGUGUGGACACACAGGCCCCGUGUUGGACAUUGACUGGUGCCCCCAUGAUGAUCAUGUCAUUGCCAGCGGCUCUGAGGACUGCACAGUGAUGGUGUGGCAGAUUCCUGAGAAUGGCCUCGUCACUGCUAUGGCUGAGCCUGUGGUGGUGCUGGAGGGCCACUCCAAGCGUGUUGGCAUCAUCACAUGGCAUCCAACAGCACGCAAUGUCCUUCUUAGUGCAGGUUGCGACAACCAGGUCGUCAUCUGGAACGUGGGCACAGGUGAGGCCAUGAUCACCCUGGAGGACAUGCACCCUGAUGUCAUUUACAACGUGAGCUGGAACCGCACCGGUAACCUCAUCUGCACCUCCUGCAAGGACAAGGCCAUCCGUGUGAUUGACCCCCGCAAGGAGAAGAUUGUUGCUGAGAAGGAGAAGGCUCAUGAGGGCGCUCGACCCAUGAGGGCCAUUUUCCUGGCUGAUGGCAACAUCCUCACCACAGGUUUCAGUCGCAUGAGUGAGAGACAGCUAUCCCUGUGGAACAUGGACAACAUGGAGGAGCCCCUGACUGUUAAUGAAAUGGACUCCAGCAAUGGAGUGCUCUUGCCCUUUUAUGACCCAGACACCAACAUUGUUUACAUCUGUGGGAAGGGUGACAGCAGCAUCCGUUACUUUGAAAUCACAGAUGAGGCUCCAUAUGUCCACUUCCUUAGCACCUUCGUCACCAAGGAGCCCCAGAGGGGCAUGGGCUAUAUGCCCAAGAGGGGCCUUGAUGUCAAUAAGGUCGAAAUUGCAAGGUUCUAUAAACUGCAUGAAAGGAAGUGUGAGCCUAUCGUGAUGACUGUGCCUAGAAAGUCGGACCUGUUCCAGGACGACUUGUACCCUGACACAGCCGGACCAGACCCUGCCAUUGAGGCUGAGGAGUGGUUUGAGGGCAAGAAUGGAGAGCCCAUACUCAUCUCCCUCAAGAAUGUCUAUGUUCCGACCAAGAACCGUGAAUUCAAGGUGUUCAAAAAGAACAUUUUGGACAGCAAGGCGGCCAAGAACACAGAGAACUCGAGCCCUGCCAUCAGGUCUGCCUCCCCAACUCCAACAAUUAAGUCUGAAGCCAAGCUGGAGGAGAUCUUGAAAGAAAUAAAAUCCCUCAAAGAUCUGGUCAGCAGUCAGGAGAAGCGAAUCAUCAAACUUGAAGACCAAAUGUCCAAAAUUGCCAUUUAAUGACCCUCUUCCCGAACCCGCUACAAUUCAGGACGUUCCAUUGGCUGGGUGGUGGGCAGGACCGGUCACUGUUGAUCUCAGUUCGUCUGAGUCCUGCCCAGCAACGAUUCCUAGCAACAUUCCAGAUGAACUUUUCUUAGCCAGCCCCCAACCCUCAGUUUAACACAGGUGGAAUAAGAAGGAGGUGUGGCAAAUUUAACAGAAAAUACUUUUUGCUUUUUGGUGACAGAGGACUCCUUUUAUUCUGUGGCAGACAUUUUUUAUUAUCUUUUUUCUUAUAAAACAGUCGUACACAAUUCUUUUUAUUUUAGAGUAAUGACCAUGCAAUUCCAAAGUCAGCAGUUCCCAUUGGCGAUUGUAUACCCCAAUAUUUUUUUGAAGUAGGCAUCAGUGUUUUGUGUUGCCAUCCCCAAAAUAUAAUGUUGCCAAAUUUAACUUUUGUUUACACCUCCUUAACAGUAUUUCUUUAUCUUUCUUGUGGGAAUAUUCAAAAUGCAAACAGGGAAACUCAGUGCAGUAGACUGAUCGUACAAAGAGAAGAAAGUACUCAUUUAAUCUGACAUAGAAAUUGUUGGGAAAAGAAGAUUGACGAUGCAAAUAAAUUGAGAUUGAACACAUUUUUCUGCCACAGUCUACAUCAAGGACUAUAGAUAAAUCAGCAUUGCUGUCUGUGUUGGAGCUGCACAAAUCAAUACCUGCCUUCUGCUGUUUCUUUUUCAUUCCUGUCGCUUUUCAUCAUUCUGACUGUGGACACAAUAGUCCAUGUAAACAUGCAUUCCUCUCUAGCUUGCUUCAUUAACAUCCACUGUUUGCUUAUUGGAGAAAAAAAAAAAUACAUUCCACGAAAUCCGAUUGAUUGGCACUUGUUGAUGUGGGGAAGGAUCCUGCUAUAACAUUCCUCCUCCAGUCAACACUCUACUGUAGUGACUCAGUUACACUGGUUGGCUGGUCAUUGUGGUAUUUUAUGUGCUGCCCACAGACAAACCAGCUCUGUGCAUUUCAGCCUCUCUGCAGAAAAAGCGUCUGUCAGCUCGGGCUUUGUGUUUUUCUCAGAGGUUGAGUAGCCAACCUCCAUUCACGGGUUAGCUCAACACACAUAGUCAAGUGUAGUGGGAUUGUUUUGUGUCAAUGUUGCAUUAAACACCAUCUCAGAUCUGUAUCUUAAAAACAGGGAUUGAUGUGAAAUGACACCAAGUUAUCACACAUUGACUUGACUAUUGAAAACCAUCUGGUGAUAAAACUGGAGAUCGUUUCAGAAACUGUUCACAAUCGACCUUUGAGGCCAAGAUUGUGUGUGAAAAUGUGCCUGUGUCUUUGGCCAUUUUGGUUCCUGUCACUCAGGAUGUUCCUGCUUUGUUUCGUCUUAGUGGUGGUGGUGUUAUAAAAAUGGAUUUACAGUAGAUCAUCCAAGAUUUGUCUCAAACCUGGAUGAACAGAAUAGUUCACUGUUAAUUUGUAUCCUGUUUCUUGUUCCACUGUGCUUAUAUCCCUCUUAGCACUUCCACUCCAUGUUUAUUUUUUUUAAUGGUUAUUUCUCAGAUGCCCCCCAUCGAGUAUAGUUAUUCCGAAAAACCAUGAACCUUUGGAAUCGUUCAAGCUGUUCUGAGCUGUUUUGCUACGAUAAAAGCUCUAUUUUCUUGAUGUUGUAGAUUUGCUUCCCAGUGGGAAGCUGAGACGGGUAAAGGUUCAGUCUGUUGUUUGCCUUCACUAAUUGUUACCACUGUAAAGACCUGAAAGUGCCAUAAGGGUGACCAUGGAAGUGUUUGUAGGGGACUGUUGUGUGAGUAGAUUUGUGUAGGAAAUGGAGGAGUUGAGAGGUGCCCACAUUUUGAACCACUUUGAGGUGCUACAAGGCUCCUGCUCAUUUAAGUACUGUAUCUCAGCCACAUAGAUGACAUCAUCCCAAAAUACACCAGGUGGCGUUUUUUGAAACCGUCGACUUCAGUACAGGUAUUUAAAACAUCGUAGAAUGAUGUCAAACCGAUCGCGCAGCUUUUUUCGGUCAUCGUGGCUUCCAGAUGUAACGUGAGCAGCGAGUCCUGAAAUAUUAGUGACAGAGAAUCUACAGGAGCGCUGAUCUGACACAGAUUUUACUGCCCCAUCUUGAAUGUCAGACUGCCACUCUAUAGAUCCGUCACAGCACUGUCGGCACGAGAGUUUUGAGAAGGCGUAGUAGUGGAUUGUGACCCAAAGGGAAUCUGUAGGUUGGAGAAAUGUGCAGUUGAAAGAUAGAUGUAUGUUUGUAAUUAAGGUCUAGAAAAAUGAGUGGAAGCUGUGUAAAUAACAUGACCAUAUUUUCUGUAUUCUUUUUUUUUUUUUUGGUUUGUGGUUGUGCUCAAGAGGGUAUUUUUGAGGGAGGUGGGUUAUAAAUGUUUCCCCUUGUCUGUGUUCCCUGCACCUUGCCAUAACGCAUCAUAAGACAACUGAGCCUCUGUUGUACUGGAGGUCGUAUGAAUAUCGAGAAAGAAAACCAGACCAACACGAACCCGGAUGACGCCUCAUGUCGAGGUCUGCUCAACAUUUUUGUUCAUUAUUCUUGCUUCAAGUAUCAAACAUUGAUUAUAAGAAAAAAUAAUAAAGACUUUUUAAAAUGG